ACAUAUUUUGUCCUGAGAUGAGAGUUCUUCGAAAUAGACAUUGUAUCAAUAUUUUUAAGGACGUUAUAGAUUUGUAUAGUUUCAUUUUGUACAUCCGAAUCAAGCCAUCGGAAAUAAAGACUGUUGGUGAUGUAUUAGGAAGUGAAUCUAACUGGUUGUUAGAUACAUACAAAGUGUUUCAUGGAAACUUUUCAAACUUGGAAUUAUGUGACGCACAAAUUGCAUUUAAGGUAGAUAUGAAAUUUGGGAAAGGUACUUUACAAGCAUUGUCCCAGUCAAGAUUCUUGUACGCUGAUGCUAGAAUACGUCUGGUACAAUCAAGCAAAAAGCCGUGGACAGUCGUAGAUGAUCUACUUAAACUUCAUGGAACAUCUUUUGAUUUUGUUCGUGGCAUUAACAAAUCAGUUGAACAUGUUAUAUAUGUAAUGGAUGAAGGCGUUCGUCUUUUUGAAGUAAUCAAACGUUUAUUGGCCAAUAGGGAUUUUCAUGGAUUUGUAUCGAGUUCUAGUCUUGAAAAGCGAAUUGACAUCAUGUCAGAAUAUGCAAUGACUGAUACAGAUGGCUUGACAAUACUGCCGUAUUCCAUUUCUUAUCCGAUCAACUAUGAAUGUGAUCAGACAUCAAAAGCAACAGAAAUAAACGUCAUGCCAUUUUCAUCUUGUGCGAAGGUGAAAGUAUCCGAACUUGAUAUACCUUGGACACAAAGUACUGAUGGAUUAGUAAUUAAAGAUUUAAAAAUACCCAGCAAUGAAUAUUAUUACAUCGAUCACCUUCAUAUCAUGAUCUGUGUGGAAACUUUUCAGAAAAUUGUGAAGCAUCUACAACCAAAGAGAACUUUGGAUGCUGAAGUUAUAGUUUCAAUCAUAAGUUCUUCCUUGUCUAUUUUGUCUUUGUUGAUAACACUUGUCGUAUUUUGUAUAAUACCAAAACUUAGAGCCCUAUUGCCAGGUAAGAAUAACAUGUCAUUUGCGGCGUAUUUAUUGGUAGCUCAGGCUUUGUUACUUGUAGGGAGUCAAGGUUCAUUCGAACAAUACACCUUGUCCUGUAAAGCUGUGGGUAUAUUCAUUCAUUACAGUUGGUUAUGUUCAAUGUUUUGGAUGAACGUUUGCACGUACCACAUGUUUCGUGUCCUUUCGCAGACUAAGCCAAUGAAGACUGGCCAAGGAUGGAAGCAAUUUAUUUUCUACCAUAUUUAUGUUUGUAUAAUGUCCGUACUUUUUGUGCUGGCAAAUGUCAUUUCUUCAGUCUUCAUUGCUAGCAACAUAGGAUACGGAGGAAAAUUCUGUUACAUAAUUUCGGAAGAGAAAAUACUAUUAACUUUUGCCAUUCCGACAAUUUUUGUUGUUGUUCUAAAUCUUUCAAUGUUUUUGUAUGUCGUCAUUAAAAUCAAAAGAGCUCCAAUCAUACGGAGAAACGUUCAGAAUGAACAAAAUCAACUCAUCAUCUUUGCUAAACUUUCUACUGUAACUGGUACCACAUGGAUAUUUGGUUUCCUCUACAUAUGGUCUGGUAUCCAGGCUUUGUCAUACGUGUUUAUCAUUCUAAACGCCAGCCAAGGAGUUUUUAUAAUGUUUGCUUUCAUACUGAAUCGAAAAGUCAUGCUUUUGUUCAAAGAAAGAAUAGGAACUUGGCACAAACGUCGUCCGAAAACCCAAGACAAUGGCACACGUACCCUCUCUUCUAAACUUUAAAGACUCCAAAUAGAAAUAGUUGAAACAGUUUUAUUAAACAAAGAAGACGGAAAACAUUCUAUUAAAGCGAUUCGUUUAAUAUCAUCAUCGCUGGUACAUGUAUAUAACACGUAAUUGAUAAACGAUCUUUAUAUGUUUGGACAAAUUGUAGUUUCACGCAAUGAAAUAGGAGUCUGUUUUAAUCCACACAAAACACCUUGUAACAGUUGAAACAAAAGUAAUCUGGUAUUAAUUCAAGAUUUGACCAAUUAUUACUAAUAUCAAAGUCUCAGAAAGACAUAAAUGCAGAAACAAUACAAUAGACUUAACCUGUUGACUUAUCAUUGUAGUGUUUUAUUUUUGUAAUUACCUCCUUCAAAAACUACAACUAUAUGCUUUUGUGAUACCUUUACAUAUAAUUUUAUAAGUAAUUGGCACUGUUUCAUACAGGUAAAAUGUUGGUAUAUAAAGUUUCUCUAUUUUAGGAAAUUUCUCACUUUUUUCAGAAUUACUCAAAUCUUGACUACACAAUAUUUUGUUUAUUCAAUUUGAAAGACUUUUAUGUAGAUUUCCAGCAAAGACUAAACUUUUUCUAUAUGGCUUUGAACUUUUAUGUGAAGAUUUUCAAUAAUAUUGUCAAAAGAUACAUACCAAACCCCAUACAUCGGUAUUACGUGACACAAAAAUAAUCAUAAAAAUGCCCAUACAUGCCUUACUGAAAGGCUUAUAAAAGUAGGUUUUACUUCCAAAAUCAAUGAAAACUGACUCCAUGCAUCACAAGCUGUUUGUUCAUUGAUAUUUUCCAGACAAAUUGGGAAAUGUUGCCUUUCUUAAAACAUAUGAUAAUUUGAUACCACCGUACUUCGUAGACCCAGUUUAUAAUACAAAACUUAGCUGUAGUAAAAAUAAAUUCCGAAUAUCAUUUUUUUUGUUUAUUUCGAUAGUGACAACAUGGCUACAGUGACAACAUUCAUGAUAUUAAGAUUUAUCAGCAAGGAAAAAAAAUAAUAAAAUUCAUGAAAUAUGCAUAUGUAAUGAACCAUAUCAGUAAAUCAAUAUCAGGGAUAACACGAUAAAGGGAAGAAAACCCUUAUUUCCAUUGUGGUCCCUGUUAGUGAUGUUCUGACAUAGAGAGACAUGAAACAUGAUAUUAAUAAAAAAUUAUAAAAUACUUAAGAUAAUAAGAACUGCACUUAAUUAAAGACUAGGUACAAAGUUUGGCACAAUAGGACAAAAGUCUGCAUGUGUAAUCUAAUAUUUAAAAACAGAUCCUUAACAGCACUUUUGAAAACAGCAAGGCUGGACAGAUUCCUUAUUUGAGAUGGAAGCAUAUUCCAUACUUUACAGCCUAUAAAGGAAAAAGACUUCAAACCAAAGCUUUUCACCCUUGGUAGCAUAAAAUACCCACUACCACUAGACCUUGUCCUAUAUGAAUGCACAGACUCUUGGGUCACAAAGUAUUGACUAUAAUCAGGAGAUUUUUGAAAACAUGACACAAUGUUAUUUGUUCCGCCAUAUUACAGAGGGUACCAAUUCAAUGAAAUAAAUGGUUCUUGUGCAAUAUGGGACCUAUUUUCCAGAUUGAGUAUAAACCUGAUUAAUUUAUUUUGGGUAACCCGUAGCUUGUUUUUUUCAAAAUUGAGAUAAGCCGUGAAACCAGAAAGAACAAAAUGACACUGAGUCAAAGCUAAAGCUAAAAUCAAAAGUAUUUAAGUAUGAUCAGUAAGAAAUUUCUGUUUCCUAUACAGAAAUAUUAACCUGGCAUUUGCCUUUUUGAUAAUAGAGUUAGCCAUGCAUUCACCAUUAAGACUCUGAUCUAAAGUUGCACCUAGAUACUUGACAGAUGAAGUGGACUUUAUAGUUUAACCAUUGCAACUAAUAUGAAGGUUAUUACCUGACCUUAACAUGGGCUUUGAGCCGAACAAAUUUGACUCUGUUUUUCCUAGAUGCAGGGAAACUUUGUUAUUAAUUAACCACUGACUAACUGAUUCAAGAUCUUCUGAAUCAUGAUUUGUAUUACGAUCAAAAGAAGGUAUUGAAACUCUGUAAUGUAGCGAAACCAUUACAGGUUCUUUUCAAGUCAUGUAUUUAAUAGAUGCGCUGAUAGUUUCGUUACGUUGCAGAUAGACAGUGUGCAUUUUGCGGUAAAAUAUCUUAUGAGAUUUGAACUUUAAUAGUAGAAAAUUCUCAUCAAAUUAUUUAACCUGGCGGAAUCGUCUCUGCAGGUAGGACUUAUUUAAAAAAUAAAUGAACAUACAGUAGCAAUCUUCCGCUGCAGUACUGCGACUACUUAUUCAUUUGUUAUUUAAUCAAACUCUCAAUACAAUUUAUAUAUACAAGCAUGUUUCAUUAGUAUUUUCAUAUAUUCUGUGUAAUAAUUGCUCAUGAUUUCAAGAAUGAAAGUUGGACAUAAUAUCAGUUUAGAUAAAACGUGUAGGAUUCCAGAUCAAAAUGUCAGUUGUAAAAUAUCUUAAUGAGACAGGAUAAAUGUGAUAAUAUGCGUGUAAAAGAUGUAUUUUGUGUUGGUAUAUUGACAUACGCAUGUUUGUGUAAAAGUAUUUGUUUUUGUGUUAGUUCAUUGACAUAUGCAUGUUUUGUGUGAAAGAGGUCUUUUGUGUUGGUAUACUGACAUAAUUAUGUUUUGUGUAAAAGACCUCUUUUGUGUUGGUUCAUUGACAUAUGCAUGUCUUGUUUAAAAGUGGUCUUUUAUGUUGGUUUAUUGACAUACACAUUUUUUAUGUAAAAGAGGUCUUUUGUGUUAGCUAAGUUAUUGGCAUAUGGAUAUUUUGCGGAGUAUCACGAAAAGUACAUGGGGUUUGGGACGCAUUGAAAUGAACAAAGCAAGUAUACUAUGUUUUCAUACGGCUUUUGUAAUUAAUUGUUGUUACAUCAAACGUUGUUAAGUAUUCAGUUUUAAUUCUUUUUCAUCUAUCUCAACACUGACAUCACACAAAACAGAUGUUGCAAAUAAAAAAAAGAAAUAUGACCAAUAAAUUAAGUAAACUUGUUAUUUGAUUCCAUUGAAUUGGACUGAAGACUGUUGUUAUUGUGCGUAAAAUAUCUUGACAGGACCUGACUUUAGCUGUAAAAUAAUAAUUUU
Messenger RNA from Mercenaria mercenaria, 4770 nucleotides. RefSeq lists its product as uncharacterized. Gene Ontology annotation, cellular component: membrane. The transcript has a single exon. Lineage: Eukaryota; Metazoa; Mollusca; Bivalvia; Venerida; Veneridae. The record is from RefSeq and is a predicted model, not a curated record. Gene Ontology annotation, biological process: G protein-coupled receptor signaling pathway; cell surface receptor signaling pathway. Bases 18 to 1691 code for a protein of 557 amino acids. Gene Ontology annotation, molecular function: G protein-coupled receptor activity.